Ahaetulla prasina is the source of this 6286-nucleotide messenger RNA. RefSeq names its product tribbles pseudokinase 1 (gene TRIB1). The record is from RefSeq and is a predicted model, not a curated record. The transcript has 3 exons. Gene Ontology annotation, biological process: regulation of MAP kinase activity; positive regulation of proteasomal ubiquitin-dependent protein catabolic process; protein phosphorylation. Gene Ontology annotation, cellular component: nucleus. Lineage: Eukaryota; Metazoa; Chordata; Lepidosauria; Squamata; Colubridae. Gene Ontology annotation, molecular function: ATP binding; mitogen-activated protein kinase kinase binding; protein kinase activity. Bases 337 to 1470 code for a protein of 377 amino acids.
GCAGAAGCGCCGGCAGAUGGUGAGGGCGGCUGGGCGCGCUCGGAGCUCCUGUCUUGUGUGUGUGUGUGUGGGGAGGGGGGGGCGCCCAGGAAGGGAUGCGCGGCAGCCCGGACGGCAUCGCCCAACGCUCGCUCGGCCGCGCGGCUGCUUGCUACCUUUAGGGUGGAGGGGUGGAGGGAAAAGGAGAACAGCGGCGGGUGAAGCAGAAGGCACAGCAAGCCGGCCCGUUCGGCUCUUUCCGUCGCUGACCCCGGAGCCCGGCGCGGCUCCCGUCCGGCUUCCUUGACGCAGGAGCUCGAGGUCCUCCUGCUCGCUCGCCCGCCGCCUUCCAGCUCCAUGAGCCGCCAGCUGGAACCCCGCAGCCCCGCCGCGCUUCUGCACUCGCCGGCGGCCGCUCCCCGCUGCCGGAGCGCCCCUGCCAAGCGCCUGCUUUUGCACGACGCCGCCGCUGUCGCCGGCGAGGAAGCUCCGGCCGCCGCCAAGUGCGCCCGCCUGGCCGUCGAUUACACCAGCGCCGUCCCGCAGGAUUGCCUUAGCGCGCCGGGGUCGCCUUGCGCGCCGGUCCCGCCGGUCCGGACCGGCGAGGCUUCGCUUCCCAGCGCCCAGGGUCCCAGCUUGGUGGCCGGCUACCUUUUGUUGCCCUUGCUCGACCGGGAGCACGUUUCGAGGGCGCUCGACAUCAACACCGGCCGGGAGCUGCGUUGCAAGGUCUUCCCCCUCAAACACUACCAGGACAAAAUCAGGCCUUACAUCCAGUUACCGUCGCACCGAAACAUCACCAGGAUUGUGGAGGUCAUCCUCGGAGACACAAAGGCGUAUGUCUUUUUCGACAAGGACUUUGGUGACAUGCAUUCCUACGUUAGGAGCUGCAAGCGUCUGCCAGAGCAGGAAGCCGCCAGACUCUUCAAACAGAUUGUCUCUGCGGUUGCUCAUUGCCACCAGUCCGCCAUCGUGCUGGGGGACCUCAAACUCAGGAAAUUUGUGUUUUCUAAUGAAGAAAGGAUGCAGCUGAGACUUGAAAGCCUGGAAGAUACCCACAUCAUGAAAGGAGAGGACGACGCGUUGUCAGACAAACACGGCUGCCCGGCGUAUGUCAGUCCAGAAAUCUUAAACACGACAGGAACCUAUUCCGGGAAGUCGGCUGACGUUUGGAGCUUAGGAGUUAUGCUGUACACUCUCCUAGUGGGACGGUAUCCCUUUCAUGACUCGGAUCCUACCGCCCUCUUUUCCAAAAUCCGGCGUGGACAGUUCUGCAUCCCGGACCAUGUUUCUCCCAAAGCGCGGUGUCUCAUCCGCAGCCUCCUUAGGCGAGAACCCUCGGAAAGACUCACCGCUCCGGAAAUUUUGCUCCAUCCUUGGUUCGAUGCCGUUUUGGAAUCUGGGUACGCCGACCAGGAUGUACGUAUCUCUGAUCAAGUGGUCCCGCAGCAGCUGAAGGAGGACGAUGAUAUGAGCUUCUUCUUUUGCUAGCUCCACCUACUCAACUUUGCCUCGGGGGAACGAGAGACGUUGCUCUUGCGUUUCAGCGUUUUUGUGUCCGUCGUCGUGUCGGUGCACGUGUGUGUGUGUGUGUGUGUGUGUGUGUGUGUGUGUCCAUCUUGUAAAUGCAUCGCUUUCCGAACGCCUUCCACUGCUCAGGACAGUUGAGACCUCAAAUGCACUUAUCCCACAAGGUGGAAGGCCUUUUUAUCUUCUUCCACAUCCACGAAAGUUUGAAAUCUUGGCUUGCUAAGUCUACGGAUUCUCCCUUGGUCUCUGAGGGGUGGGGGGUGGGAGCGGGGACUGCCAUCCAUCCGGCGCAAGCAUGCUGAACUUUUGAACUUAGAAUCUGGAGAAAACGGCAAGCUAAUGUUGGAUUUCAUUGGAAAAAUCAGAUUGCUUCAGCUGGAAUUUGCAAUAUGGCUAGUCCUUGACUUACAGCCAUCCAUUUAGCGACCGUUUAUAAAGUUACAACAGCACUGGGGGGAAAAAGCGACUUAUGACCAGUUGUCCCACUUAACAACCAUGGCAGCAUUUCCCCAUGAUCACGUGAUCAAAAUUUGGGCGCUUGACAACCGGCAUGGGGGUGGGGUGAGGGGAAGGUGGAUUGGCUUAACAACUGCUUAAAUCGCUUAACAACUGCAGUGAUUCAUUUAACGAGCAGGUUGUAAAAUGGGGCGUGAGUCACUUAAACCAGGGGGUCUCCAACUUUGGCAACUUUAAGACUUAUGGACUUCAACUCCCAGAGUUGUAGUCCACAAGUCUUAAAGCUGCUAAGGUUGGAGACCCCUGACUUAAACAACCGCCUUGCUUAGUUAGCAGUGGGAAUUUUGGGUCUCGGUUGUGGUUUUAAGUUGAGGACUUCCUGUAUAUGCAUUGCAGCCUCUUGUUGCUUUCCUUCUUUUCUUCCGCUUCACAGAAAAGAGCUUUUGAGCUCCCCUGUGCCUAUUCACAUCCACAUGGCCUGGCUUUGCUGCCCAGUUUACUAUUACAGCAAUGGUAGAAGUGCCAACAGGAUUCUCCUGCCUCCCAUCCAUCAUGCAGAUGACAGGAUCACCAGCUGGCCUUUGAUUACAGAAUCUUUUUGCUAGUGAUGUAAGAGGAAAAUGCAGUUGUGGUUCUUACGAAGCCGGGCAGGAUCAGGGGAUGAUCCCAGUGCUAGAACGAUAGGUUGGCAUAUAUAUAUAUAUAAAAAAAAAUGGAGGUAUGGAAUAGGAGUCUAACGAUAAUUUCCAAUAAUUCUUUUCCCUCACGUGGUCCUCGUAUCUUUCAGGGCAGAGUCCAGCGGUUGUUUUUUUUGUUGGUUUCUUUGACAACAGAAAGUCCAACUUGAACGUUUUCGACUUUCAAGGCGACAAGUUGUGUAUCCCGGUCUUGCGAAACCUGUUGAUCUCAGAGGCUUUAUAGCCUUUUGAACAGCUGGAUUUACAGUUUGAAACCCAAUUUGGUUAAUCCAGAUUUAAGGCUGCCGCUUAGCCUUUCAACAGAGCUUGUCGUCGAAGGGACAAAUCCGGCAGCUAAUCUUUAGUUAUUUUGACCCGUGGGAGCCUUGAUAAUCUAGAACGAAGUGGCCUUGAGUCUGAAUACAGAGACUUGGAGACACUUUGAAGGUGUUUUAGGCCCGCUUUGCCACUCUCUGGAGAGUUUCUGCAGAUAUCAAAAGCUUGCAUUGUGCUGCCAAUCCCAAAAGGUGCCAAACCAUAUUUAGCUUCCAGUGUUUUUCUACUGAAAGGGUCAGAACCAUUAAAACGAAAAUCUCUGGCUUUAGGGAAAAGACACGAGCCUCUCUCCAUACAUAACAACCUCACUGGACGUCUUAAAAUGGCGUCCAUGCCAUCUGAGUGAGGGGGUUCUCAGUGCUGUUCUGGCAGCUACAUUCUUGAAUAGCCAUAAGAUUUUAACCCUUAAAGUAGACAGAAACAUGCCCCUAGUGCAGGAGUCUCCAACCUUGGCAAUUUGAAGUCCUCCAGGCUUAAAGUUGCCAAGGUUGGAGACUCCUGCCCUAGUGCAUUACAUAUACAGGUUCUCCUCUACUUAGAAAUUACAACUGCAUUGAAAAAAAGUGAAUUACAACUGUUUGUCACAUUUAGGAACGCUGCAGCAUCCCCACUGUUGCACAAUCAAAACCAAGACGCUUGGCAACUGACUUGUUUUUUUGACGGUCGCAGUGCCCUUGGUGGGGUGGGGGGGGUGAUUCCCCUUUUGCGGCCUUCUGUCAAGCAAAGUCAGUGAGGAGCCUUAACGCAACGGUGUGGCUAAGUUAACCGCUGCAGCGAUUCACUUAACAACCGUGGCAAGAAAAGUUGUAAAAUGGGGGGGGGGAAACUCGCCGUCUCACUUAGCAAUGGAAAAAUUGGGGGCUCAACUGUGCUCGUCAGGCAAGGAACUGCCUGUAUUCGACAGAAAAGGUGGUGAAGCCAGCUUUCAACUUCUUCCAUGACUCAGCAGUCAAAACAGCUGUGGGCGUGCAUGUGACUUGACAAUAAUGCACUGUUUAUGCUGGUGUCUUUAAGUACAAGUGUUAGCCAAGGGAGGAUCUGUGUAUGUUUACCAAGGUGUCGUUCUCACCCUCUGACAUCGCUAGCAAAAAUGGCUUCCAGGAAACAAAGAGAGAAAAAAAAAGAUUUCUAUCCAACUCUGGUUUUGUCGCUGCCCACCCAAGACCAGGGGCCUCCAAAGAUGGCGACUUUAAGACUUGUGGACUCCAACUCCCAUAAUUAAUCUAGUGAAGAGAAGGACCAGGGGAGACACGAUAGCACUCUUCCAAUAUUUGAGGGGCUGCCACAGAGAGGAGGGAGGAGUCAAGCUAUUUUCCAAAGCACCCGAAGGCCAGACAAGGAAUAAUAGUUGGAAUCUGAUCAAGGAGAGAUUCAACCUAGAGAUAAGAAGAAAUUUUCUGACAGUGAGAACAAUCAACUAAUGGAACAGAAGUUGCCUUUGGAAGCUGUGGGAGCUUCUUCACUAGAGGCUUUCAAGAAGAGAUUGGACUGCCAUUUGUCAGAAACGGUGUAGGCUCUCCUGCUUGGGUGGGGGGUUGGACUAGAUGACCUACAAGGUCCUUUUCAACUCUAUUAAUCUGUCGUCUAUCUGUCUGAAUUCCUCAGCCAUCCAGCCCUUUUUGCUGGCGAUGUCAAGAGGGCGAGAAUGGCACCAUGGCUGAGGAAUUCUGGGACUUGAAGUCCACACGUCUUGAAAGUUGCCGAGUUUGGAGACCCCUCUCUGCCCGAGACCGCACCCCAUCUGUGCACCUCCUGAGAAUCCAGUCAUUCCAGAUAACACUCUCAAAGCUCGAGUCUUGGCUUUUGGAUGCCAAAUGUUAGCGGAAGCCGUCAGUUUUAAGCAUGCUUUCUCAAGCAGUCAUCUGAAAAGGCCUUGCUUGGUUCCCUUGUAUCUGUUGGAACUGGGUGUCGCCUCUCUAAGCAGCCUCAACAUCUGAAUAUGAAACACAUCAGCCAAGGGUGGGGUGGCCUAACCUGAGAGUCGAAGAUAAGCUGUAUCUCUUUGUGUAGACUGAAAGGCAGUUGUGUUUUGGCUUUUUGUGCAAGUUGCGUGAUGCAAUGCCCUGGCUCCCUCUCCUUCUUUCCUUGCCCAGUCACUCAACCAGGAAGCAAUACCUGCGUGUUUUCCUUUUGACUUUGCCAACUCUAAUCUAUAAAACUCUCCUUUCCGUCUUUCUGUCUUCUGCAUUUUUGUUUCUUUCUGGCAGUAAGAGACGGUCCUAUUUUAAUUCGUGGUCCAUAAUUAAUGCAUUUUGCAUUUAGCACUGGCUUCCUGAGUGGGAUAAUGAAGUCCUUGACAUCAGUGUCAAUUCCUAUUAAGUGUAAAAACAGACUCUCAUUUUUCUGAGUUGUAGCUUCUCCAGACAGGAAACUUGAAAGAAGCUUCUGAUAAUUGGAAGAUAAGUUGUUUUCUUUUUGCUAAUCACAGUCCCCCCAAAAUAAGCUGAAGCUGCUGUGGCUUGUGAGUGUGGUCUGUGCAGAAUCCACAAAAAAGAGUGUUUUUGAUGGGAACGCACUUCGCUUACUUUUCUAAAACUGUCUGAUGAGGGGGAUGGGCUAGGAGUAAGAACCAGCGGCUUUCAAAAAGUAAAACUACAACUCCCAGUAUGGCUGUUGGUGAGGCAUGCUGGGAAUUGUAGUUCAGAUAGAUGUGAAAGGCCUUAGAUGCUGGCUAAGAACGCACGGCAGAUUUAUGUAGCUUUAUCUUUCAAGGUGAAAUGGGAAAUGUAGUUCUGUGAAGCCAUUGCUGAUAAUAAGCAGCAUACAAUGGCUGCAGUAGCCAUCAUUUCUGAUAGACGGAGCUGAAAAAGCGAUAAUGAGGUUUUAAAAAUCUCAUGUGAUAACUAUUUCAAGGCUUUUGCAAAAAAAAUAAUAAUAAAUAAAAAGGGCUCUCAAGAUUCAGUGUGCUUUUAUCUCCUGUGUAUGUCCCAUGCAGUGUUUUGUCACUGAGUUCUGUUUUUCUAAUUUAAUAACUAUGCUGUGUGUGCCCUCAACAAACCUGAGUUAGCAAAGAGCAGAUUAAAUGUGAAUGAUGGCUGGCAAUACUAACUUGAUAAAUCAAGAUAAUUAGAGGUGAAAAGUUGUUGACCUUAAUUGCACUAAGGCUCUUCUUGUGAUUGCUUUAAUAUAUUUGUAUCUGUGAUACAGGUUUUUUUUUUUUUUAAAUAUCCUUGGACCUGCCUAGAAAUCUGUAUAUUUUGGUAGGUGGAAAGUUAAUAACACUGUUGAAACUCUGUAAAUAUGUACAUAUUUUGAGGAUUAUCAUGACGAAAGUUGUAAAAUUCCUGUACAAAAAAAACUUUAAUAAA